UGUUUCUAUUUCCGUGCUAGAUAUGUCCUCUAUAUAAGCACCAACAAAUUUUAUAGAAAUGCAAGCUUCAGUCUUGAUCAGUUCUUGGGUACUGUAGUUUCUUUCUCCUUGAUCUCAUGGCUCUUUCUCUUUGUUUGUCAUUUUACUUUCUUGGGUUUCUUGUUUUAGCCAUUGAAGUAACUUCAGUUUCAACAAAUCACUCAUCAUAUGAGAUUGGUAAUAACAAUAUGGUUAUGGAAGAAGAUGAACUUUCAGGUCUAUUUGAUGUCUUAGGUUCUCUGCUUGAUGAUCCUCAAUAUUGGGCAAAAAUGCACCCACAGCCAUGCACAGACACACCAUGGCCUGGUCUUCAAUGUGAGAUUGACGAUGAUGGUAUUUUUCAUGUCACCAAGAUUCAUUUUGGUCCUGACAUUGUUAACCCUCCUUGUAAACCUUCAGCUCACUUGUCAAAUUCAUUGCAUAAACUACAUUACCUUAAAUUUCUCUCAAUCUUCAACUGUUUUCUAACAUCACCAGUCAUUCUCUCUUCUGUUACUAGUUUUGUCUCUCUUUCUAGUUCAUUGGAGCAUCUCGCUCUCGAUUCAAAUCCGUCGCUCGUCGGAAAGAUUCCUACAAGUUUAGGACAAGUUAAGAGUUUAAGAGUUUUAAGCCUGUCUCAGAACAGUUUACAAGGGAAUUUUCCUGAUGAGCUUGGUAACUUGGAGAAUCUACAGGAGCUCGAUUUAAGUUAUAAUAAUAUAAGUGGUGAAAUACCUGAGAAAAUUGGUGGGCUAAAAAGCUUGAAUAUUUUGGAUUUAAGCUGGAAUAAUCUUCAAGGGCAGGUUCCUUGUUCUUUAAGUCACCUUCAGAAUCUACAGAAGAUUGAUUUAACCUCCAACAAGCUAAUCGGAAUGAUACCGUCAGAUUUAGGGUUUCUAAAGAGGUUAGUAUUGCUUGAUUUGAGCCAUAAUUAUAUAAAUGGACCAAUUCCUGAAACAUUUUCAGGUUUACAGCAAUUACAAUACUUGAUAGUUGAUCACAACCCUAUAAACUCAGGGAUACCUUUAUUUUUAGGGUCACUAAAAAAGCUUAAAUCUAUAAGCUUCUCAGGAUGUGGAUUAACAGGUGAAAUACCAAAUUCCUUAUCUUUAUUGAAAAAUCUCACUGCCUUAUCUCUAGAUAAUAACAGUCUUAUUGGUACAGUUCCUUCAAGAUUAGGGUUACUACAGAAUCUUGAUCUGUUAAAUCUUAGCAAUAAUCAGCUAAGUGGAGAACUGUUACUUGCAGAAGAAUUCAUCAGCAGAAUUGGUCAAAGAUUAGAUGUUAGAGGGAACAAUGGGUUGUGUGCAAGUCAAGAAAUGUACAAGAAGAAGAUGAAAAAUGUUUCUGUAAAUCUUGAUAAUUGCUUGGGUAAAAUGGAUAAUAUUGGUCAGCAUAUAUUUAAAGAAAACCCUAAUCAGAAUGAGUCCAAGGGAUUACAAUCUUCUUCUUCUUCUUCAUUUUCAAAGUACAUUUCUAAUUUUUGUCUUUCUGUAAACUUAUUAUAUAUAUUUUUCUUUAUCCAGUAGAAUAUAAUAUAUAUGGGUUUAUUUAGUAUCAUAUGGAUAAAAAAUUACAUUGGGUAGGGAUACUAUAUUGGUGAAAUUUGAAUAUAGAAAUU
Mercurialis annua (annual mercury) is the source of this 1639-nucleotide messenger RNA. RefSeq names its product receptor like protein 29-like. The record is from RefSeq and is a predicted model, not a curated record. The transcript has a single exon. Lineage: Eukaryota; Viridiplantae; Streptophyta; Magnoliopsida; Malpighiales; Euphorbiaceae. Gene Ontology annotation, molecular function: protein binding. The coding region runs from base 117 to 1547 and encodes 476 amino acids.